CAAAGGGAUUAGCCAUCUUUGCUGUACUUUUUGCUUGUACCCAAAUCUAUCUUUGACUACAAAAAAAGCGUUAUAUCCUCGGAAGAUGCAUAGUGGGAAGAGACCUCUUUCACCGGAAUCAAUGGCCGGAAAAACAGAAGAGAAAGAAGAGUUGGGUUCUUGCUCAACUUUGUCAGAAUCUGAUGUGUCUGCUUUUGUUUCUGAACUCACAGAUCAACCCACCCCACCAUCCGUAAAUCAAUCUUCAUCUCUUACUCCUCAAGAACAAAGUAAUGCGAGACAACGAAACUAUAGAGGUGUGAGACAAAGACCGUGGGGAAAAUGGGCAGCCGAGAUCCGUGACCCGAGCAAGGCAUCUCGCGUGUGGCUUGGCACGUUCGACACUGCAGAAGCAGCAGCCUUAGCUUAUGAUAAAGCUGCAUUUGAGUUUAGAGGUCAUAAGGCCAAGCUUAACUUCCCCGAGCACAUUCUUACCAACUCCACUCGUCCCUAUCCAUCGACCGAUACUUCCCAUGACCGCAUCACCGUAAUGCCACCUCCAGCUAUUGCUCCUGACAUACUUCUUGAUCGAUAUGGCCAGUUUGAUUCCGCAAAUAUCGAUUCAGUUGCCAACUUUUCAAUGAAUAUGUCCUCUUCCUCGUCUUCGUUGAAUCAACAAGAGCAUAUACCUAAAGUAGAGGAUGGUAAAAGCGUGAAGGAUGUUAGUAUUCAUAAAAGAAGAAAAUAGCAUACCAAUGCUUCAGUGGUACGUAUAUAUAUGCCUAUUAUGACUCUUCUGUUCAAAAGCUAGCAUGACCGGAUCUGAGGUUAAGGGGCUAAAACGCAUUAACCAUCGAUGUAAAGAGUGAAAAAAUGCAUUUAGGAAUUAGGAUUUAGGCCUGGUGGAUGAAAGAUAACCUUUUGGGAGUCUGGGACAUGAACAUGAUAGAAGAGAUGAAGAUGACUUGGGAGAUAAAGAAAGAUGUCUCGUACACAUUCUAAUUAAUCGGUCGAAACAACCAAUCGAUUAACGGAUCACCAUAGGAAAUGGAGAGAGUGAUAGAGACUGCAACACACCUUGAUCCAGCAGCUGCAGUGAAAUGUUAUUGUAGAAGAAUAAUCUCAAAACCUCCGACACUAUUCUUCUACAAGCAUACUUUAAAUUUUAGUUAUGUUUCCCUUUAUGUGUUGUCGUUGGAUUAGAAAGCUGCAUGCAUUCAUUAUGUGGCGUUAUCACUUACUUAGUAUUAUCUUAUUGCUAUGUUCUCA
This is a messenger RNA of Raphanus sativus (radish), 1248 nucleotides long. Its product is annotated as ethylene-responsive transcription factor ERF112. The record is from RefSeq and is a predicted model, not a curated record. Gene Ontology annotation, biological process: regulation of DNA-templated transcription; ethylene-activated signaling pathway. Gene Ontology annotation, molecular function: DNA-binding transcription factor activity; DNA binding. The transcript is spliced from 2 exons. Bases 86 to 727 code for a protein of 213 amino acids. NCBI's taxonomy places the organism in Eukaryota, Viridiplantae, Streptophyta, Magnoliopsida, Brassicales, Brassicaceae.